AUGUCUCCGGUACAAAGUCUUGGUGAGCCGCUUAAGGUAUUUAUCUUGGGUGCUGGGUCAGUGGGCUCUUUGAUAGCCCAUGACUUGAAACAGCAUUUUCCCAAAACCGUAAGCCCAACAUUUCUUUUACGUCCCUACCGAUCCAUACAAGAUUACAACCAAAUUACACUAAGACGACUAUUUGACUCUUCAUCUCAACCAAAACUGACCGUAGAAUGUGAUGCGGCAAACGAGUCUACAUUAGCACCAGAUAAUGAUUUUAUAGAGAAUCUCAUCAUCACGACAAAGACUUUCCAAACUGAAGCUGCUUUGAAGCCAUAUGUGCAUCGACUAAAUGCCUCAUCAAAUAUCCUCAUUUUACAAAACGGCAUGGGAAUGCCACGAAACUUGAUCAAUAAGUUUUGGAGCAGUAGCAAUUCUGCUGAUAGCAGACCCACCUUCUAUCAAGCAAUUACAACGCAUGGUGUUUUUAAGGAUGCUCAAGGGGUAGUAAAUCAUGCUUCAAAUGGAAUAUUACAGAUUAGUAGCGAGCAGAAUCCAAUUAAAGCAGCAGAUAAGUCCGAACCAGAUUUUCAACAAGUAGCCGAAGCAACACAUGAAACAGUACGAUUGCCAUUGUUGAUUCAACUAUUACUUGAAACAGAAAGCUUGAAUGCCAAAUUUGUGCCCUAUAAUGAAUUUCUCCUUUUACAGAUGGAGAAAUUGGUGGUGAAUUGUUGUAUCAAUCCAACAUCUGCCUUAUUUGAUGUUAAUAAUGGUUCUUUGUUAUAUGGCAAUGAAAUUACAAAUAUUUGGAAAUCCAUAAUCACUGAGUGCGUGAGAUUAUUCUUUGCUGAGUUUCCAGUGUUGCAAGAUAUUUCUACGGCACGAUCUUUUCUUGAUGAAAAGAGAUUACUCGAUAGUGUUAUUUCUGUGUGUCGAUUGACUUCGGCGAAUAGCUCUAGUAUGAGAGAAGAUGUGACUCAUUUACGCCAGACUGAAAUAGAGAAUAUGAAUGGAUAUAUUGCGUACCUUGGAAGGAAACAUAAUAUACCUACAUUUACAAAUACAAUGAUUACCUCGAUGAUCAAGUCCAAGUUAAGUAUUGAUCGCGGAAUUGACAAGGCCACAGCAGAAUCUAUACUAGAUGUAUAA
Messenger RNA from Lodderomyces elongisporus, 1134 nucleotides. RefSeq names its product 2-dehydropantoate 2-reductase (gene PAN5). The transcript has a single exon. Gene Ontology annotation, cellular component: mitochondrion; cytoplasm. The record is from RefSeq and is a predicted model, not a curated record. Gene Ontology annotation, molecular function: NADP binding; 2-dehydropantoate 2-reductase activity. Gene Ontology annotation, biological process: pantothenate biosynthetic process. Bases 1 to 1134 code for a protein of 377 amino acids. NCBI's taxonomy places the organism in Eukaryota, Fungi, Ascomycota, Pichiomycetes, Serinales, Debaryomycetaceae.